Molecule: messenger RNA, 213 nt
Organism: Prorocentrum cordatum
Lineage: Eukaryota; Dinophyceae; Prorocentrales; Prorocentraceae
Source: the annotation of a GenBank genome assembly
AUGGAGCCGCCCACGCCGCUCCGGGCCGUCGACUUCCCGCAGACGCUGCGCGGGCAGCGGCCGAAGGCCAGCGUCCGCCAGGGCGGCGCCCGGCGGAAGUCCGCGACGCCGCAGCGGACGCCCGCCAGGGCGGCGGCAGGCUGGGAGCGGCCCCCCGCCGUGGAGCGGCAGGACCUGCCCCCGUACGAGGCGUGGCAGUGCUCGGCGCUGCAG